AUGGGACAAAACCAAUCUGCGGGGAGUGGAGGCGAUAAGAAGGACGAUAAGGAUAAGAAAAAGAAAUAUGAACCACCGAUCCCGACGCGAGUGGGCAAAAAGAAGCGCAAGGCAAAGGGACCCGAUGCGGCCCUUAAACUGCCCCAGGUUACUCCACAUACGCGCUGCCGGCUGAAAUUGCUGAAGCUGGAGCGCAUCAAGGACUAUCUGCUGAUGGAGGAGGAGUUCAUCCGCAACCAGGAAAGACUGAAACCACAGGAGGAGAAGAUUGAGGAAGAGCGAUCGAAGGUGGAUGACCUGCGUGGUUCUCCGAUGUCGGUAGGAACAUUGGAGGAGAUCAUCGACGAUAAUCACGCUAUCGUGUCAACGUCUGUGGGCAGCGAACACUACGUCAGCAUCCUGUCCUUCGUGGACAAGGACCAGUUAGAACCGGGCUGCUCGGUGCUUCUAAACCACAAGGUACACGCCGUGGUCGGAGUGCUCGGAGACGACACCGACCCGAUGGUGACGGUGAUGAAGCUGGAGAAGGCACCACAAGAAACGUACGCCGAUAUUGGUGGAUUAGACACACAGAUACAGGAGAUCAAAGAAUCGGUUGAGUUGCCCCUCACGCACCCGGAAUACUACGAGGAAAUGGGUAUCAAACCUCCGAAGGGUGUAAUCCUGUACGGUCCACCGGGAACGGGUAAAACGUUGCUAGCAAAGGCCGUAGCUAAUCAAACGUCCGCCACGUUCCUGCGAGUCGUAGGGUCGGAGUUGAUUCAGAAAUAUCUCGGUGACGGUCCAAAGCUAGUGCGCGAACUGUUCCGCGUGGCCGAAGAACACGCACCGUCGAUCGUGUUCAUCGAUGAAAUCGAUGCCGUCGGUACGAAACGCUACGAUUCGAACUCAGGAGGCGAACGAGAAAUUCAACGCACCAUGCUGGAGUUGCUCAAUCAGCUGGAUGGUUUCGACUCACGCGGCGAUGUGAAAGUAAUUAUGGCCACAAAUCGAAUCGAAACGCUCGACCCCGCACUCAUCCGUCCGGGACGUAUAGAUCGAAAGAUUGAGUUCCCAUUGCCGGAUGAAAAAACGAAGCGACGCAUCUUUAACAUCCACACUGCCCGCAUGACGUUGGCCGAGGACGUGAAUCUGUCGGAGUUGAUCAUGGCAAAGGACGAUCUGUCGGGCGCGGACAUUAAGGCGAUCUGCACGGAGGCAGGCUUGAUGGCACUACGGGAACGUCGAAUGAAGGUGACCAACGAGGACUUCAAGAAGUCGAAGGAAAGUGUGCUGUACCGCAAAAAAGAGGGAACGCCGGAGGGACUUUAUAUGUAA
This is a messenger RNA of Anopheles marshallii, 1317 nucleotides long. Its product is annotated as 26S proteasome regulatory subunit 4. The record is from RefSeq and is a predicted model, not a curated record. The coding region runs from base 1 to 1317 and encodes 438 amino acids. Gene Ontology annotation, cellular component: proteasome regulatory particle, base subcomplex. Lineage: Eukaryota; Metazoa; Arthropoda; Insecta; Diptera; Culicidae. Gene Ontology annotation, biological process: proteasome-mediated ubiquitin-dependent protein catabolic process. The transcript has a single exon. Gene Ontology annotation, molecular function: proteasome-activating activity; ATP hydrolysis activity; ATP binding.